GAGAGAGAGAGCGUCUACACCUCAAGAUAUUUUAGACAAAACAUACAAAAUAUCUUCCAAGAAAAAAAAAAUCGAUAACAGACAAUAGGCAAUAAAAUCAAGAACACAGAAACUCUUUUGUGGAAAGAUAGAAACCCAAGAUACUAUAGUGGGGACUCCGUCUACAGAUUCUACUAAAGACAAACUAACGUCAUAUAAAACUUUCUCUUUUUUAUGGAUAACCGCAACCUUCUACUUCACGUUUCUAGCCAAAAAAUGCAAAAACAACCAAAAAACAUAGCAAGCCAGUUGUGUUGCAAAUCAAUGUUGAAUGUGCUAAUCCGUUCACAGUUCUAUGUGCAAUUUAUAUCACAGCUGAUGUGACUGAAACGUGACGAGCGAAAGAGUAACACAUACAUAUCAACUCGUUUUAUUAAUCAAGUUGAUUAGAAAUUAUUUUUAUGAGGUACAGUAACGCUUUUGUCGUAGAUAUGUGUAAGUCACUUCCGCUUGAAAAAUAUAGCUUGAGAAGAUUAAUCAUACUAACUUUUAAAGCUAUGGGAGAUUAAUAAUAACAAUAAUAAUAAUAAGAUAUAUUUGUGACGUUUUAGAGAAUCACGCUCGGCGGUAAUUGUGAUAUUCCUUGGUUAGACAUAAAGGCUUUACACACACGACUUUUUCCUGACUCAAACACAUGGAUUUUGAAGAUUCAGUGAUUGCCUUCAAGACUUCAGUUGACGAGGGAUGAAGAAUCUCUCAAGCUUGAAGUAAUUUUCGACUUCCUGCUGGAGUCUUCCUUGAAGAGAGACUAGUUUUUGAAAAGUUCCUCCUCGACUUAAACUUUAAGAGCUUCUAAACAAGCAGACUCGCGGAAAUACUCGCUUAAAAAUGUGAUUUCGUGGAAAAUUCUGAGGGAGAGAGAGAAAAAAGAAGAACUGUCGCUUCAUGUCACUCCCAUGAAGAAAACAACAGGAUAAAAAAAGAAAAGAUAGAAAAAAAAACUGUUCUGUGUGAAACUAACCUUUUUGAAAAUAAUUGCAAACGGGAGAGAUCAUCAAAACAAAGUAAACGUGAUACAGAGACCACGUUAAACGCACCAGUGCUCAGAGUAACGUUCAACAUCUUUAUUCAUUCUUGAACGUAAAUCUAUUCCUUGGAAGAACUAGAAGAAAAAAGAAAAAAGAAAAGACAAAUAUAAAAAGAAAGAAAGAAAAAAAACAAAACAGGAAGAAUUAACAAAACGAAAAUUAAGACGGGAAAAAGACCAAAGAAAUAAAAAAAGAAAAAUAAACAUACAAACCUCAAAGAAUUAAACCCAAAACAAUCUGAAAACCUAAAAAAAAAAAAAAAAAAACUACAGAAAAAGAAUAACAAAAGAAAUUAAAACGAAGAACAAGACUCCCCCCCCCCCCACCCCUAAAAAAGAAAAGGAAUUUCAAACUUCUUCAAGAAAACGACCAAGAAUGGAGAGUUCACAGGGCCUUGCUCUCCUUUUCCUCUGCCUGACGGGUUCUCUCAGCCGUUGUUCUGAAGAUGCUGACGUCAGCCUGGGAUGGAACUGGGAGAUGUGGUGGACUUACGACGGAAUAUCAGGACCGGAAUUCUGGGGUGUAAUUAACCCCGCCUGGUCCAUGUGCUCGGAGGGGAGAAGACAGUCACCCAUCAACUUGGACCCCCGCACCCUCCUUCACGACCCCAACCUGACCCCUAUAACUGUUGACAAGACGCAGGUGCAGGGAGAAUUGGUCAACACAGGUCACAGCCUCGAGUGGCGGGUCAGGCGUUCGAGGGCGACCUCCUCGUCCUCGUCCUCGGUGAAGAUCUCAGGAGGACCUCUCUCCUACAUCUACUCCGUCAGCCACCUCAGACUGCACUUCGGAGAGAGAGAUUUGCAGGGAUCAGAGCAUACGCUGGCCAAUUAUGCUUUUCCUGCCGAGUUACAGAUCUACGGCUACAACUCGCAGCUGUAUCGCAACUUCAGCCAAGCAGAGAGCCAAGUAUACGGAGUGGUGGCCAUUGCAGUACUUGUUCAACUAGGAGACAGAACAUCGCCUGCACUUGCAGCUAUGUUGCAAGGUCUCCCAUCCGUCAGAUAUGGUGGACUGACGGCGCCUGCCCAUGAACUCUACGUCAAGGAGCUGCUGCCAUCUACCGAGCAAUACCUGACCUACGAUGGCUCGCUCACGGUGCCGGGUUGCCAUGAGACGGUCACGUGGAUCUUGCCCAACAAGCCUCUUUACAUCGCUUUUAGCCAGAUGCGCAGCCUCAGGAAGCUAAAACAAGGCUCGUCAGAUUUUCGCCGGAAUGCGCCCGUUGCCAACAAUUUUCGGCCGCUUCAGUCUGCUCAUCACAGGACCGUCCGUACUAAUAUCGAGUUCUCCGGCCAAUACCAGGGUCGGGGAUGUUCUAAAUCUGAACCAAUGUUCAGAUAUCAAGCCAACGGGAUGCUUCACUCCUGACAAUAAUUAUACUUGGGUUUAAAGACAUUUCUAUAACAUGGUACAGAAAACUUCUUUGUUUAACAUGUGCAAUAUUUUGUGCGGCAUUGUAAAAUGUUCCUGUCAAUAAAACAUACUCCAA
Penaeus monodon (black tiger shrimp) is the source of this 2559-nucleotide messenger RNA. RefSeq names its product carbonic anhydrase-related protein 10-like. Lineage: Eukaryota; Metazoa; Arthropoda; Malacostraca; Decapoda; Penaeidae. Gene Ontology annotation, molecular function: zinc ion binding; carbonate dehydratase activity. Bases 1443 to 2438 code for a protein of 331 amino acids. The record is from RefSeq and is a predicted model, not a curated record. The transcript is spliced from 10 exons.